Molecule: messenger RNA, 915 nt
Organism: Vidua macroura (Pin-tailed whydah)
Lineage: Eukaryota; Metazoa; Chordata; Aves; Passeriformes; Viduidae
Gene: MYF6
Product: myogenic factor 6
Exons: 3
Coding region: 1-726 (241 amino acids)
Biological process (GO): muscle organ development; regulation of transcription by RNA polymerase II; positive regulation of myoblast differentiation
Molecular function (GO): protein dimerization activity; RNA polymerase II cis-regulatory region sequence-specific DNA binding; DNA-binding transcription factor activity, RNA polymerase II-specific
Source: RefSeq, a predicted model, not a curated record
AUGAUGGACCUUUUUGAAACUGGCUCCUAUUUCUUCUACUUGGAUGGGGAGAAUGGAGCCCUGCAGCAGCUGGAGAUGGCUGAAGGAUCCCCGCUGUACCCCGGCAGCGAUGGCACCUUGUCUCCAUGUCAGGACCAAAUGCAGCCAGAGGCCGGCAGUGACAGCAGUGGAGAGGAGCAUGUGCUGGCACCCCCGGGACUGCAACCCCCUCAUUUCCCCGGCCAGUGUUUGAUCUGGGCUUGUAAAACUUGCAAGAGAAAGUCGGCCCCCACGGACAGACGGAAAGCAGCCACCCUGCGGGAGAGGAGAAGGCUGAAGAAGAUCAACGAAGCCUUCGAGGCUCUGAAAAGGCGGACUGUGGCGAACCCCAACCAGAGGCUGCCGAAGGUGGAGAUACUGAGGAGCGCCAUCAGCUACAUCGAGAGGCUGCAGGACCUCUUGCACAGGCUGGAUCAGCAGGAGAAAAUGCAGGAGACUGGGGGGGACCCCUUCAGCUUCAGCCCCAAGCAGGGAAAUGUCUCCAGUUCGGACUUCCUGAGCACCUGCAGCUCCGACUGGCAAAGCGCUUCUGACCAUUCCCGAGCCCUAGGACUCAGCCCCAAAGAAGGAGUCUCCGUUGUCGAGUCGUCGGCCUCCAGCAGCCUUCGUUGCCUCUCUUCAAUAGUGGACAGUAUUUCUUCCGACGAUCCCAAACUGCCCAGCGCGGAGGAGGCGGUGGAAAAAUAAACCCGGUUUUGUGGUAGUAUAUUUAAAGGAGAUGGAGCAUCCACCCUCUCUCCUCUAAACCAAGUAACGAAGCAAAUUCACACAGUGGAAAACCCAAGCAUGGCCCUUUUUAAGAUCCAAUUAAGGUACACCUACCCCAAAGAAAAUGGCUCCCACGGUCUCGAGCCAGACAGACUUCUCCCUUGCCUU